Leguminivora glycinivorella is the source of this 3485-nucleotide messenger RNA. Its product is annotated as leucine-rich repeat-containing protein 49. The record is from RefSeq and is a predicted model, not a curated record. Gene Ontology annotation, molecular function: protein binding. The coding region runs from base 147 to 3104 and encodes 985 amino acids. The transcript is spliced from 11 exons. NCBI's taxonomy places the organism in Eukaryota, Metazoa, Arthropoda, Insecta, Lepidoptera, Tortricidae.
UAUUAUAUUUCUUGCAAUUAAGGUCCUCGAACUUUAUCCGUCUAUCUAUAUGCUUCAUCAUAUAUUAUUAUCAAUAUCAUUUGUCAGUAGGGUACAAGUGCCAAUAAUGGUCAUAUUUAUUUCCUAAGCUUAAUCUGGUUAGGUACAUGUUUGAAAAUGUAAUUUUUGCUAAUUUUAUUUUUUUAAAGGUACGGAAGAUAGCAUUUCGCACCCGAGGUCGCUCAGCUCAGUCGCUCGAUGCUGGCGCAUCGCGAGACCCUGCCACGGGCGGCGAACGGCUGUUCCUCCAAAUACGGCCAGCACUUGCGGACCAUCGGGCGCCUAUACAUCGUUCUAAUACUUUGCUUACAGGCGGUGAUGGCAUCAGCAAGGAAGACAGCAAGGAGGAUUCGAUUGAUCUGCAAGCGGUUGGAGAAGGAAAAGUUCAGCUCUCACGGACGCCACAGGAAAAAGAUAGACUGCCUGAUAGGAUAACGCUCGAUAGACGAGGCUUGUCUUCUAUCCCACACAUAGUUGGCGAGCCAGGGUUAAGGCUUCUGUCUCUGCAGCACAACCUCAUCAAUAGCUUAUCGGGUUUAGCCCCUUUAGAUUUAGGGAAACUGGUGUUCCUCGACGUGUAUGAUAAUCAGAUAGACAAGAUUACUUCCUUAGAAAGACUAUUUAGUUUAAGGGUUUUGCUCAUGGGGAAAAACAGGAUAAAAAGGAUAGAAGGGCUAGUUAAUCUAGUAAAAUUGGAAGUAUUAGAUUUACACGGAAAUAGAAUAAGUAGAGUAAAUGGGCUAUCGAACUUGUCCGAGCUUAAGGUGCUCAAUCUGGCCGGGAACCAAAUAAAAUGUAUUGGACAGACUGAUCUUCAGGGUUUAAUCUCUCUUCGAGAGCUCAAUUUAAAAAGGAAUCGACUGAGAAAACUUUUAGGAUUUCACAACAUGCCACAACUGCAAAAGCUUUAUCUCGGGAACAAUGAUUUACAAAGGUAUGUGCCAAAAGUAUUUUUAUAUGAUGUGAUGAUAUUUUUUACCUGCAGUUCUUGCAUUAAUAACGUUAUUUAUUUCAGUGUUGAAGAUGUUUCAACAUUAGCAGAAAGUACGACUCUCAUUGAAGUGUCUUUAGAUGGCAAUCCAGUAGCUCUAGGAGGCGAUUGCACACCCUUCCUCGUUUCUUAUCUUCCGAAUCUUUUAACUUUAACUAACAUGCAUGUUACUGAACAGGUACGGAGAGCAGCAAUGGCUUGGAGAACCAAUAAAGAAGCUGCUCAUGCCGCAUACUGCGCUCUCGGUGGCUCAGCCCAACAGGCCGCGAGGCGUGAUCAAAUUAUCAACAACGCACGAACCAACUGGGAGUUGCUCAGGUCUGAAAAUAAAUGCUUUAACAAUGUUACUAGUCCGACAAAAAAUUUGGAUUUAGAAAAAGAAUUUGCGCUAGAAGCAUCAGCAGCGAUAGUUCCACAAAACGAAAGUACACGAACCGUUAAUAUGGCGGCGUUACCGGAUGUUGUAGUGCUGCUGCAAGGAGAAAACGAGGACUCCGAUUCUAAGAAUACUAAUGAAGCAGAUACGAAGCCAACUAUCGAUCCACCAAAAUCACAAUCGCCUAUGCGCAAGCUACAAAGAAGUUCAACCGCAAGGAAAGCUCCUGAAAAACGUGUUAAUUUCUCAGAUAGAAGUGCCUCACAAGACACCGAUGCGUCUCAUUCAACCUCAACUAGUAGUGAUUUGAGGCUCCCACCAAUUCUCUUACCCAUCAUAUCCUCUUUAGAAAACGUAAGGCUUGCCGAUGGGACAGAGCCAGUUCUGAAAAGAUGGGAAAGUAUAUCUAGUGUAGAUCCCGUCAUGGAUUCUUCGUUCAGCUCACUACCUACGUCGUCUACGGACAGUGAUGACGAUAGUAAUAAAAGGCAAAUGAAAAGAAUUCCCACAGCGGUUCGACGGAGAGCAAAUUUUGGUACCAUGCGAUCUAAAUCUGUGUGUGAUCCUGAAAGUCGGAGAAUCAAAGCCAAUAAUACGGACAUGUCUGAAAAUGCUAGUAACAUUUCGUGUAGUACCAAUGUCGGUUCAAUUCAGUCUUCGACGUCAGGAAGUGAUCAGAAUAGUAGAAUAUUAAGGCGGGAGGGAUCUGUAAAUAGCAGGCUAAGUAAUAGAACAGUUAGAAGUGCCACGAUAGCAAGGAGAAAUGAACGAGCGUCAUCUGCUUCGGGCAACCGCGCAUCAACUGCUAGGGUAAAAUCGGGAAAGAGUUUGGCUAAUUUGAAAUCUUCUGAACCAGUACCGAAGCCGAUGCCAGCAUCGAAAGAUAGGGAACAAGGAGUGGAUUAUCUAGUAGAAGUAGGUGACGGAGUAGUGAGCGCGUGGGGUGCUGGUGCAGUGCGUCGGCUGGCGAGGGAUUGGGAUUGGGAGCGAGCGAGGACGGUGACUCGUGCCGCCUUCCAUUACGUACACUUCAACGCCGUGGCACAGUCUCUCCCAGAAUUAAAAACCAAGUUUCCAAAUGUGACACACGUUUCAGUUCGGGCGACAGGACUGCAGUGGCUUGGCCAGCUACACGCCUUAGCCGAGCUCCGGGGCCUCACCGGGCUGACGGUGAUGCCAGAAGGCAACCCCAUUCAUGUGAAGAUCUGGCGAGAGUACGUCAUUUAUAGACUUGGCCAUUGGGGACUGAAGGAAAUCAACGAUGAACCGGUGACAGAAGAAGAAAUAAAGGAAGCUAACAUCACAUACAACGGUCUCAGUGACUUAGUGUUGAGAGCGCUGCCUGAUGCCCCUCUUCAGCCACUGCUGGCGCGUUUGGGAAGAAGUGGAAACAGCAGCGUCAGUGCCAAGGCGUGGCUGAGGGCCGCGGAUCCAGCUUUGAGGGAUGUCAUUGCAAAAGAGGCGCUGCAAUUUAAGAAAGGACAUGUCUCACAGGAGGACAUGAGUUGGCGAGUCCGCGGACGUGGUCAGCUGACGCACGCCAUAGAACUGGCUUGCGGUGCGGCGCAGCGACUGCGGGCUUUAGAGAUGCAGUGGCCAGUAAUCCUCGUAGAGAUGAUCGAGGACGCACUCACUGAUUUCUCUAAUAUGGAGACACAUGUCAAAGAACAGAUGCGUUUGAUUAUGGAAACAUUGUAAAGACUAAAAGCAUUUUGGAACUACGCUGUGAGGCUGGAGUGAUACGAGAUUUUUUUUAGACUGAAUGUAAAGUGGAAAAAUCAACACUUUUCGUAGUACUCGAGCCUACAAUAUUUUGAAAUACCAGUCCAAUCGCUGUGACCAAGUGAGCCACUGAGGCUAAAAAACAGAUCAUAAUGUCGUAUUGUUGUAUUGGAGCCAUUGGAGGAGGAAAAAGUAUCGCUCGGAGAUGUUUUUGCGUGAGUCAGAUUUGAUCGAAUUGAAGUACAAACGCUCUCGACUAUUUCCUCCCUGGUUUUUGAAGAUAGAGCAAUUAUUUUUUCAACACAGAUUGUUAUUAUUUUUAUCUGUGUCGGACCGUUUUGAUUUUUUUGAUAUUCU